UUCUCUCUGUGGGUGGAAAAGGGAAGGCUUAGGCAAGGCCCACGUGAGCAGAGGACUAGACACGGAAGACACCGCCUCCAUCUUCGCCUUCCGAGUCCGGAAAAGAGCCCCCACAACAAGGAAAGGCACCCCUAAGCCAGGAGGGGGGCAUGGCGGGAAUUAAAGCUUUGGUUGGUUUGUCAUUUACUGGAGUCAUUGGACUGACAUUCCUAAUGUUGGGAUGUGCUCUAGAACGUUAUGGGGUUUACUGGCCAUUAUUUGUCUUGAUAUUUUACUUCAUAAGCCCUAUUCCUCAUUUCAUUGCAAAAAGAGUAAGUGACGAUACAGAUGCUGCAAGCAGUGCCUGCAAGGAACUGGCAUAUUUUUUCACUACGGGAAUUGUGGUUUCUGCCUUUGGAUUUCCUAUCAUCCUUGCGCGAGUUGAAUUGAUCAAGUGGGGAGCUUGUGCCCUUGUGCUGGCUGGCAAUGCUGUAAUUUUCCUUACGGUUCUAGGCUUUUUUGUUCUGUUUGGAAGAGGAGAUGAUUUUACCUGGGAACAGUGGUAGACCUCAGUAUGAUACGGAUCUGUCCUAUAUACCUUGACUAUUGACUUGGCAUUUUACAGUGCGUUGUAAUUGUGUGUAUAUACUAUGUAUACAUGUGCAUAUGUUAACCUGUAUUAAGUGCAUGCAGAUAUAGCUGUACAAUGUUAGAAAUGAGAAUAACCUUUGGUCAGAAUCCAUUAAUGCAUUUGGGUAUCAACAUCAGCAAAAUUGAGAGUCCCUUGCCCCACUUUACCCCAGCUGCAGUCCUCCUUGAUACUGAAAAUCUUGCUCUGGAGAAGCAGAUUUCUGGAACAUUUCUGUAGGAUGUAUGGAUGGAUGAAAUAAGAGCUGCAGGAAGAGGCAGGCCUCUAAUUCUGACAGAAGCAAGAGGAACCAGUGGAAGUAAACAUUUCGAUUUUUACCUUUAUAUUUUGGUUGGCCAAAAACACUGAAGACUCAUUGCAUUUCUAAUGCUGGAAUAUGUGUUUAGCUGGGUAUGUGUAAUUUAGGGGCUCAGCAGAUGGCCCCUAAGUGGUGGCUCAGCACUGCCCCUGAAAGCACUGGAUUGGAGACUUGACAACUGCAUGCCACGUCCCUAACCUGAUGCAGAAAGAAGCCACAAAAAGUGGUUUCUUUUUGUGCCAUAGAAAUGGCACCCUUUUUGCAUCCACCUUGGCUCUUCUGCAGCUCUUUGAUGCAGCACAUCUACACACUGUGCCAAAGAUGUGGUGUGAUGCUGCCCGCCAUGCAGUGGGGCAUGCAGUGUGAAGCCGGCAUGGGGACGGAGUCACGGCGGCCAGUGAGCAGUCACCACGUCCCAGCUCUUCCCUGAUGCCAGCGUUUAUUGCCAGUCUGUUGAGGGCCUUACUCUAGCUUGUGAAGAUCUUUGGGAAAAGUCUCCUGAAUCACAGUCUUGGGGCAAAAACAGGGACUAAAUAAAGGGGCAGUGAUUGACUGACUGUAGCAUCCAUUUGAAGGUUGGGAUGGCCUUGAAAGUUAAGGGAGACUUGAAGAGCUGUUGGGAAAUCAAGCAAGGUCAGUCGUGUUAGUCCUUGGAUGGGGGACUACUAAGGAAUGCCAUGUGCUGUAGCCUACAUUUCAGAGGAAGGAACUAAUAAAACUACUUCUGAGUAUUCCUUGCCUAAGAAAACUCUGUGGAGUUCAUUCAUACAUAUGUUGGAGGCACAUAAAAACACAACCCCCUCCCCCCUCAGUAUUCAUAUUAAGUACAACAGUUGCUUUUUUCUCUUCUUUUUUGUGUGCUAUAACAAAAGGUAUUGAGGUUUAUGAAAUACAAAAUUAAAUCUGUUAAAAGAUUAACAAAUUCAAUUUUGUCCAAAUGCUCAUAUAACUGUUCCCUAGUAGAGCUUUCUGUUGUGGCAGGUGCACAGGCCUACUUUAAUUGUGAUACAUGUAGUCUAUCCACUCUAUUAGAAUCUUAAAUCACUAAAGAUUUAUAAUUAUUCAAACAAUCUUGUAAAAAGAGUUUAUUAAAUCUCACCAAAAAAUAAAAAUAAUUAAGUUUUGCAUGACUACGGUCUAAAACACACUGCAGAAAUAAUCCAGUCUGAAACUGCUUUAAUUGCCCUGGCUCAAUGCUAGGGAAUUCUGGGAACUGUGGUAU
Molecule: messenger RNA, 2148 nt
Organism: Sceloporus undulatus (fence lizard)
Lineage: Eukaryota; Metazoa; Chordata; Lepidosauria; Squamata; Phrynosomatidae
Gene: LEPROT
Product: leptin receptor overlapping transcript
Biological process (GO): negative regulation of growth hormone receptor signaling pathway; late endosome to vacuole transport via multivesicular body sorting pathway
Cellular component (GO): endosome
Source: RefSeq, a predicted model, not a curated record